Molecule: messenger RNA, 1017 nt
Organism: Cladophialophora psammophila CBS 110553
Lineage: Eukaryota; Fungi; Ascomycota; Eurotiomycetes; Chaetothyriales; Herpotrichiellaceae
Exons: 1
Coding region: 1-1017 (338 amino acids)
Cellular component (GO): mitochondrion
Molecular function (GO): hydrolase activity, acting on acid anhydrides, in phosphorus-containing anhydrides
Source: RefSeq, a predicted model, not a curated record
AUGUCUUCGAGACAGAAGCCCAAAUUCGAGGUCAGAGGCUACUCGGAGCACAAAUCUCCCAAGCCGGCCUCCCCUUCAGCCAGCACGAUUCUCGUCUCCCCAAGCAAUGAGAUUCUCCUUCUCCACCGUGUUCAGACUUCUAGUGCGUUCCCCUCUGCACAUGUCUUCCCUGGUGGCAAUCUAGAACCCAGCGAUGGAGAAUUACCGACCGACCCCAAAGAUGUGAAUCAGCAUCUGGACAGCAUUGCAUACCGAACAGGCGCAAUCAGGGAGUUGUUCGAGGAGACGGGGAUAUUGUUGGCUCGCGGAUCCAAAACCGCGGAAUCGCUACUACCUGUCAGUACGGCGGUGCGAAAAGAUGGUCGUGAAGCCGUUCACAAGGGCAAGAUCUCGUUCAAAUCCUGGCUAUCCACCAUUUCCCCCAACGCAGUCCUGGACACAGACCGCCUUAUUCCAUUCACCCACUGGGUCACCCCACCCAAUGUACCGAAACGGUUCACCACGCAGAUGUACAUCUAUUUCGUCGACCCGUCAGAGAAGGGCAACCCGAGUGUCCACGCGACAGCGGACCAAAUUGAGACCAUGGCUCCCGAGUGGAGGACUGCGAGGGAUUGGUUGAGUAUGGCGAGGAGCGGAGACAUAAUCCUGUUCCCACCGCAAUUCUUACUCCUCUAUCUGGUCUCAGAGACACUUGAUGGACCCGGGGAGAGCCAGAAUGAUAUUUUGAGGAAGAGAGAGACAUUGAAGAGACGGAUUGAAACGGAAGGGAAACCCGUGCCAUGGAAGGAGAAAUUUAUCUCUCCGAUUGGCAUGAGUUUAGGAGAGGAUGGCCGAAGCGUGCUUGCGCUGGAUAAGCCAGGUCCCGAGUUGAAGGAGUCGGGCUUGAAGGGGGAUGAGGAAUAUGUUGUGCUGGUGAAGUUCAAUAAGGAGGGACCAAGGAACGUGGAGAUCGGGUUGAGGAAGGAGGUCCUGAGAGAACGGAGGGAAAAGGGAAUAGAAAAGGGGAGUAAGAUAUAG